Messenger RNA from Owenia fusiformis, 1888 nucleotides. The record is from the annotation of a GenBank genome assembly. NCBI's taxonomy places the organism in Eukaryota, Metazoa, Annelida, Polychaeta, Sabellida, Oweniidae.
CGUCAGUUGGAUUUUGACUACUAAAAAGUAACAUUCAGAAAAGUUAUAACUAGAAUGUCACAGAAAAGGAAAAUCGCUAUCAUAGGUGCAGGAGCGAGUGGCUUGACCGCGAUUAAAUGCUGCUUGGACGAAGGAUUAGAUCCGGUUUGCUUCGAAACAGCAGAUGAUAUUGGAGGCCUCUGGAGAUACACCGAAGAAGUCGUAGAUGGUCAGGCGUGUGUUGCAAAAUCAACGGUUAUGAACACCUCGAAGGAGAUGUCAAUAUUUAGUGACUUUCCAGCUCCAAAGGAAUUCCCAAACCUUUUACACAACACAUUGCUUAUGAAGUACUUCCGUCUUUACGUUGAAAGAUUUGACCUAGCGAAGCAUAUCAGGUUCAAAACGUCCAUCAAAUCUGUAAAAAGGGCAGAAAACUACAACGCGACUGGCAAAUGGAUCCUACAAAUAUCAAACGUGAACACUCUUGAACAAAGUACCGAAAUAUAUGAUGCUGUUCUGGUGUGUACGGGACACUUCUCAGAGAAACAUGUUCCUCAUUUCUCUGGUUUGGAGAACUUCAAAGGCAAAAUACUGCACAGUCAUGACUUCAAACACGCAAGUGGCUACGAAGACAAGAAUGUACUAAUUGUUGGUCUUGGCAACUCAGCUGCUGAUGCGGCAGUUGAGAUAAGCAAAGUCUCCAAACAGAUAUAUUUGAGCACACGAAGAGGCAGUUGGAUUUUUGACAAAGUUGGCAAUAAGGGCGUUCCCUUUGACCUAAUUGAAUACAAUCGAUUCCAUGAAGUCUGCAAGAAAAUCAUACCAGGAAAUGUACUCAUGACAUUAGCGGAGUAUCAGGCAGAAAAACUCAUCGACCAUGAGAAAUAUUCAUUAAAACCCCAGAAUAGAAUAUUCCAGCAUCAUUUCCUAUUAAAUGGUGAACUGCCUUACCGUAUCAUAUGUGGUGCGGUCCAAAUUCGAUCUGAUAUAAAGGAAUUUACGACAACUGGCGUUGAGUUUGUUGAUGGCAGCAUCGUUAAUGACAUAGAUAUUGUUUUGCUAGCCACGGGAUAUAACUUCAGAUUUCCUUUUUUGGACGACGAUGUUAUUGACGUAAAGGAAAACAACUUGAAUUUGUACAAGCACGUAUGGAACCCAGAUUUGAAUCACCCUACCAUGGCAUUCAUAGGACUUUGCACACCACUCGGUGGAAUUAUUCCAAUUUUGGAAUUGCAGUGUAGAUGGGCAACAAGCGUUUUUAAGGGUGACAUCAAGCUUGCGUCCAAGGAGCAAAUGUUGGUAGAUAUCAAAAAGAAACGUGACAUCGUGGCGUCUAGAUACGUGGAAUCACUACGUAACACAACUACAGUUGAGUAUAUGCCUUACAUGGAUGAAUUGGCAGAGCUAGCUGAGUGUAAACCGGAUAUGUGGAAGUUGUUUAAGGCAGAUCCUAAGUUUGCUAUAAGGUGUUUCUUUGGCCCAUGUCUACCCUAUCAAUACCGAUUGUUUGGACGAAACGCAUGGCCUGGAGCUAAAGAAGCCAUUCUAACCAUGUGGGAGAGGGUCGAUGCGCCGCUCAAGACACGUCCUACUGGAAACAAACCAAAAUCGGGAUCAACAGGGCUUAUAAUCCAAUGUUUGGCAAUCUUGCUAAUCUCAUACAUUUUUAUUAUCACCUUUGGGACUUUGGUUUAAGUACAAUGUACAUUUAAAUUGAGAUCAUAGCCACAAUUUCAGCCUUGUGGAGUAUAUCACGCUAUUCCUGUGAAAAGGGCUAAAGGAUUUGGCAAAAUGAAAGGUUUAGGGUGAAAUGUAUAUAAAUUAGAAUUUAUUUUGAAUGAUUGUAAUAAACUCAUACUUACCUGACAUCUAUGUUAUAGUUUGAUUUACUGUAUAAACUUAAUGGGAG